UAACGCCGUUGAAACCAAAGGAAACCAUUCAUUCAUUAUUAAACCACUAGUAAUAGUCAAGAUAGUUCAGUUUCAAUGAACCCCACUCGCAAAUUACUGUGCUUUUUUCUUUUUCCUUAGGCUAAUUCUCCUUCGAGUUUCGCUUUUUCAUGCUCCACAAUGAAGGGAGGAAGAAUCAAUUUGGAGGCACCGAACGAUUCUGCAACUUUUUCUGCUGCUGCUGAUGUUCUUGCUGUUGCUCCUAACAAUGGAGGUGAUGACCCGUUAACUCCUUCUGUUGUAAACGAUCAGACUCAGUUUCACAUUUUGGAAGGAGACGAAGCUCAAGGGCAAGUUUCAGAAGAAGCUGAGGCUGAUGAGGAAGACGAAGAAGUUGGGGAUCAAGUGUCCCAAGAGGUUGUUCGUCCUAAGCUUGAUGAGGGAUACUUUGAAAUCGAAGCAAUACGUCGUAGGAGGGUUCGUAAGGGUCAGCUUGAGUACCUUAUAAAAUGGCGCGAUUGGCCCGAGACAGCGAACACUUGGGAGCCCCCAGAAAAUUUACAGUCAGUUCCCGAUGUUGUUGAAGCUUUUGAAGUGAGUUUGAGAUCAGGAAAGCAUCGAAAGAGGAAGCGCAAGCAUGCAGUUCAUCACACUCUACCCAAGAAAAGGCAGCAUCGUUCAACCACUUCUUAUAGCCUUAGACAGUUUUCAGCAAAGAGUGUAGCUGACAACCAUUGUCAAUCUGCUCCCACCAAUGAUCCUAGUCUAACUGAUCUUCCUGCUCAUCCUCAACCUGUGAUUUUUGCUGAUGAAGUUGAAGAAAAUGGCAAUGGUGGCAGUUUUGGAAACGCUGGACCAGCUGAUGAAAAUUGGGGCCUAAAUGUUUCAAAACUUAGGGUUGAAAGGGAAAGUGAUUAUGAUCCUAAGCUUACCGAGCUUAAAGCUACAUCAUCAUUCAUGACAGCCAAUGGGAUCAAUUCAAAUAAGCUUGCAAUACAUAUCCAGGAAGCCAAUGCUUCAAUAGGCAAUGCUCAAAUGAAUGGUCAAUCUAAGGUGGAUUGCAUGGGAUUGAAUCAAGGUGGCCGUUGCAGAGGAGCCAAGAGGAGAAAAUCUGGUUCUGUGAAGAGGUUCAAGAAAGACUCAGAUGAUACUCAAAAUCAAGCAAUCAUAGUUGAACAAGCAUGGUCAGAAAUUACUGGUUUUGGGGGAAAUAAUAGUCACAAGAUGGGUGAUGCUAAAACAUCCUGUAAUAUUGUCAAGAUUAUAAAGCCGCUAAGCUAUUCAGCUUCUGUAUCCAGCGAAAUACCAGAUAUUAUAGUGAACUUUUUGGCCAUGAGGUCUGAUGGAACAGAAGUUGAGGUGGAUAACAAAUAUCUCAAGGCAGACAAUCCACUUCUGCUGAUCAACUUCUAUGAACAACGUCUCCGGUUCAAUCCGGCCUUUUGAUCAGACAGGUUUAAUGAAGGAUUUGUCUUUUGAAGUCAAAUCUUCGUGUGUGUUAAGUUAGUAGUCUAGAAUGUUGACUUUUGUAGUUAGAUCAUAGUGUGUUCAUUGUUAGUGGUAAUGUAUAACAUUUGUAGAUCUAACAUGAUAGUGCUGUACAAGUGACCAAAACUUGUGUUCUAUGUGAUUGGCAUUUUCUGGA
Molecule: messenger RNA, 1624 nt
Organism: Prosopis cineraria
Lineage: Eukaryota; Viridiplantae; Streptophyta; Magnoliopsida; Fabales; Fabaceae
Product: chromo domain-containing protein LHP1
Exons: 6
Coding region: 160-1425 (421 amino acids)
Biological process (GO): heterochromatin formation
Cellular component (GO): nucleus
Source: RefSeq, a predicted model, not a curated record